Messenger RNA from Daucus carota subsp. sativus, 1379 nucleotides. RefSeq names its product mitochondrial phosphate carrier protein 2, mitochondrial. Gene Ontology annotation, cellular component: mitochondrial inner membrane. The record is from RefSeq and is a predicted model, not a curated record. The coding region runs from base 42 to 1184 and encodes 380 amino acids. The transcript is spliced from 6 exons. NCBI's taxonomy places the organism in Eukaryota, Viridiplantae, Streptophyta, Magnoliopsida, Apiales, Apiaceae. Gene Ontology annotation, biological process: mitochondrial phosphate ion transmembrane transport. Gene Ontology annotation, molecular function: phosphate transmembrane transporter activity.
UUCCACUUUUCUGCCACAGAAUACAAACACAUUUCAUUUCAAUGGCUUUUCCGGAGAACAGCAGCAAAUUUGAUAUCAUUCCAAGCUUUCUGUAUUCUUCUUCUUUGUUACGCACGGGCUCUUAUAAUACCAGUGAUUUAAAAGAGUCGAUUGUAAAUCAAAAUCAGUCCUCUUUUAGUUCAUCAUCGUCGCGGCUAGUUUCGUUUAAUAACGAUGGAGAGGGUGGUAAAAGGAGGUUCGUUGUCCAAUCUCCGAUGGAAAGUGCACGUAAGAUCGAGAUGUUCUCGCCUGCUUUCUAUGCUGCAUGUGCAUCAGGAGGCAUUUUAGCCUGUUCUAUCACUCAUGCUGCCAUCACUCCUAUUGAUGUCGUCAAGUGCAAUAUGCAGGUUGACCCUGCAAAGUACAAGAACACAAGAACUGGUUUCGCGGUUUUGCUCAAGGAGCAAGGAGCCAAAGGCUUGUACAAGGGUUGGGCGCCAACGAUGUUAGGUUAUGGUGCACAAGGUGCUUUCAAGUAUGGGUUUUAUGAAUUUUUCAAGAAAUACUACUCAGACAUUGCUGGUCCAGAGUAUGCUGCCAAGUACAAAACUUUGAUCUAUCUUGCGGGCUCUGCAUCUUCUGAAUUCAUUGCUGAUAUUGCUCUAUGUCCCUUUGAGGCCGUCAAGGUUCGUGUGCAAACUCAACCUGAUUUUGCCAAGGGACUGUCUGAUGGUCUUCCAAAGAUUGUCAAAUCUCAGGGCAUUCGCGGGCUCUUCAAAGGCAUUGGUCCUCUUUGGGGACGACAAAUUCCAUAUACUAUGAUGAAGUUCACAUCUUAUGAGAUGAUUGUCGAUCUUCUGUACAAGCAUGCUAUCCCGACACCAAAGGACCAGUGCAGCAAACCUCUGCAGCUUGGUGUGAGCUUUGCCGGUGGUUAUUUAGCUGGUAUAUUGUGCGCUGUCGUAUCACACCCUGCUGAUAAUCUGGUGUCUUUUCUUAAUAAUUCUCAAGGAGCCACAAUCAGCGACGCCGUGAAGAAGCUCGGGUUGUGGGGUUUGUUUACUCGUGGCCUUCCUCUUCGUAUACUCAUGAUCGGAAGCCUUACUGGAGUGCAGUGGAGUAUAUAUGAUUCUUUCAAAGUUUUUGUUGGCCUGCCAACUACUGGGGGAAGUUCACCUCCCACGCCAGCCAAGAUUGAUAUGUAGAAGAAAAGAUACAGAACACGAAUACAUUCUUUGUUACAUGUAAUAAUGUAGGGUUAGUGUUGGUUAUUGUCUGAGCUUGAUUUGAAAUAGUGAUACUCAUUAUUAAAGUUACUAGUUGAUAACCCGUGCCAAGCACGGGUUUAAAUAAAAUUUGAAAAUUUAUUAUUUAUUGGAAGAAUAAUGUUUUUUUAGUUA